Messenger RNA from Cetraspora pellucida, 646 nucleotides. Lineage: Eukaryota; Fungi; Glomeromycota; Glomeromycetes; Diversisporales; Gigasporaceae. The record is from the annotation of a GenBank genome assembly.
UAUACCACAACAGUUACUUUUAAAUAAAUAUCAAAAUGAGCUUAAAGAAGCAUUAAAAUUAUAUAAAUUUAAAAAUGAUAAUCUUUUUGAUAUAGUAAAAGAUUAUUUGAAUUUUAACGGAAAGAUUAAUACUGAAUCAGAACAAAUAGAAUUAUUAUUUAAAACUAUUAUAUAUUUAUCAACUAAAAGUCAAUAUACUCAAGAAGCAUACAAUCAACAAAAAAAUUUACAAGAAUCUAUAAAGAAACUUAAUUUUAAAUAUUUUAAACAUACAUUCUUGGAAGAAAUAAAUAUAACUCAAGAAAUACGAAAUGAUAAUCAAGAAACUAGAUUUUUUCAAAUAUCCAUUUCAGAAUUUAUUUUAAAUUUCAUGUAUGAUAUGUAUUUUAAAAAAUUAAUUUUUAUAUUUUCAUCAAAAGAACCAAAUACUUUAAUAUUAAAAUUUAAAGGUGGAAAUGAUACUGUAAUUGAUAAUGGAUUAAAAACAGAUCAAGUAAUAUUAAAAUGCAAAGAAAUUAAAAAUAACAAUCCAAAAAUUAAUCAAAUUUAUUAUGAUGAUAUUUUAAAUAAAUUAGAUAAUAUUCAUACUUAUCAAGAUUUGUUUAAUAUUAGAGAAAAAUUAAAAUCUGAUUUUGAAAAUAAUUAA